AUGACAGGGAACCUUUCUCUGUUACGGAACAUCGAGAAUAUUAUUCCAUGUACUGUGGGGUUCGCGGAUGGUGGAAAGACUCUCUCGCUUAGCAAAGGAUCUUUGACGAUAUCAUCUAAGCUCACGUUACAUAACGUCUUAUAUGUCAAAGAUCUUAAUUGCACUUUGAUUUCAGUUUCCAAGUUACUGAAACAAACCGGUGGUGUAGCUAUGUUCACUGAUACUCUUUGUGUUUUACAGGACCGUUUCACGAGGACUUUGAUUGGAGCCGGUGAGGAACGUGAUGGGGUCUACUAUUUUAAGGAUGUUAUGGCAGCUAGGAUACAUCGAGCAGAUGCAGCAAUGGACUCUGCUUUGUGGCACCAGAGGCUAGGACAUCCUUCGUUUUCAGUGCUUUCUUCUUUGCCAUUGUUUUCUGGUUCUUCUAGACCUGCUUGUUCUGAGAGACAAUUUGGAAAGACAUUCAAGAUGGUUAGAAGUGAUAAUGGCACAGAGUUCAUGUGUCUUUCGUCGUUUUUUCGUGAAAAAGGGAUUGUACAUCAAACUUCAUGUGUAGCCACUCCGCAGCAGAAUGGUCGUGUCGAGAGGAAGCAUAGACACAUUCUUAAUGUGGCGCGAGCGCUCUUGUUUCAGAGUAACUUGCCAAUUAAAUUCUGGGGUGAAGCUAUUCUCACUGCGUCGUAUCUCAUCAAUAGAACACCAUCUGCCAUUCAUCUUGGUCGUUCCCCGUAUGAGAUUCUACAUGGUGAGAAACCCUCUUAUGACCAGUUAAGAGUUUUUGGUUGUGAGUGCUAUACACAUCGGACCACACGCGACAAAGAUAAGUUUGGCCAGAGAAGUCGUCGGUGUGUGUUCUUAGGUUAUCCAGUUGGAAAGAAAGCAUGGAAGGUGUAUGAUAUUGAAAGGGACGAGUUUGUUGUCUCUCGUGAUGUCAUUUUUAAGGAAACUGUUUUUCCUUACUCUAGUGAGAUUCCUUUUCUCUCUCAGUCGUCACGAGUGACCGGUGUUGAUGAUGACGGGUUCGUUGCUCCCACGAAUGUCGUAAGGGGGAGCGUUGUUCCGCUUAUGCCUGAAAGGGGGAGCUCUGCUGCAGCUGGAACAAAACAUCCACAAGAACCUGUUUCAGUACCAACAACAGAAUCAGAACAUCCACAAGAACCUGGUUCUGUAAUUGCAGUUGAUUCCUCCCCUAAUAAUGUUACUACACAGAACGAAACAGAGGUUAUUCCAAUCGUUUCUGCGCCUGCUCUUGGACGAGGUCUUCGCAAGAAAACAGAGUCUGUAAAACUGACAGACUAUGUUACGUACAAUGUCGUGUGUUCUCAAGAUCCCCAUCACGCUCCUCCCGACACAUCGUUUCAGUCUUCCUCGGUCCAAGCUAUUACGGUGGGAGAUGAGCCCAAAAGUUUCAAAGAUGCUGUUCAGAUCAAAUUUUGGAAUGAUGCAAUGGGUUCAGAAGUUGAUGUCUUGGAGUUCAAGAAAAUGUGGGAUAUAGUUGAUUUACCUCCCGGAAAGGAGGCGCUUAGCUGCUUGUGGGUGUUCAAAACCAAGUACAACUCUGACGGAACAAUAGAGCGGUAUAAGGCUCGACUUGUAGUUCAAUGCAACAAUCAGAUUGCGGGCGAGGAUUAUGACGAGACGUUCGCUCCGGUGGUCAAAAUGAAUAUUGUACGGACAGUUCUUCGCACAGUUGCAGCAAAUAAUUGGGAGGUUUAUCAGAUGGAUGUGCAUAACGCUUUUCUUCAUGGGGAUCUCGAGGAAGAGGUCUAUAUUAAACUUCCACCAGGCUUCAGGCAUUCUCAUCCCGGCAAAGUUUGUCGGCUCCGGAAAUCCUUGUAUGGUCUAAAACAAGCACCUCGUUGUUGGUUUUGUUGGUUUAAGAAGUUAUUUGAUUCUCUGCUCCGCUUCGGCUUUGUGCAAUCUUAUGAUGACUACUCGUUGUUCUCUUAUUUGUCUAAAGGUAUUAAACUUCGAGUGUUGGUAUAUGUUGACGAUUUAAUAAUAUGUGGGAAUCAUGAGUAUAUGAUUCAGAAAUUCAAAGACUAUUUGAGUCGCUGUUUCUCCAUGAAAGAUUUAGGCCGCCUCAAAUACUUUCUCAGCAUUGAAAUCUCUCGAGGUCCAACAGGAAUGUUUCUUUCUCAGCGAAAGUAUGCUUUGGACAUUAUCGCUGAACUGGAAAUCUCGGGUCUCGCCCGGCUGCGACUCCUCUCGAGCAAAAUCAUCAACUCGCCACGGUUGACAGUCCACUUCUCGAUGAUCCUAAGAAGUACCGUCGUCUCCUAG
Molecule: messenger RNA, 2283 nt
Organism: Microthlaspi erraticum
Lineage: Eukaryota; Viridiplantae; Streptophyta; Magnoliopsida; Brassicales; Brassicaceae
Source: the annotation of a GenBank genome assembly